AUGUGGUCCUGGCGCUUCUGGGUCUGUUGGGGACCUCUAGCUGCCUUACUGCUCCUGAAGAUGCCACCAGUGGGUCAGGCACUGCCUCCUAUUCGGUAUUCUCACGCUGGGAUUUGCCCCAACGACAUGAACCCCAAUCUCUGGGUUGACGCUCAGAGCACCUGCAAGCGGGAGUGUGAAACGGACCAGGAGUGUGAGACCUACGAGAAAUGCUGCCCCAACGUCUGUGGCACUAAGAGCUGUGUGGCUGCCCGAUAUAUGGAUGUGAAGGGCAAGAAGGGCCCUGUGGGGAUGCCCAGGGAGGCCACCUGUGACCACUUCAUGUGCCUGCAGCAGGGCUCCGAAUGUGAUAUCUGGGAUGGCCAGCCUGUCUGCAAGUGCAAGGACCGUUGUGAGAAGGAGCCCAGUUUCACCUGUGCUUCCGAUGGUCUCACUUACUACAACCGCUGCUAUAUGGACGCGGAGGCCUGUUCCAAAGGCAUCACGCUGGCCGUAGUCACCUGUCGAUACCACCUCACCUGGCCCAACACGAGCCCGCCGCCCCCAGAGACCACCCUCAGCCCAACCACCGUCUCCCCAGAGACCCCCAUGAUGGACGUGGCAGCCCCUGCCUUGCUCAAUCACCCUCACCACCAGUCUGUCCGUGUGGGGGAGACAGUGAGCUUCCUCUGCGACGUGGUGGGCCGACCUCGGCCGGAGAUCACUUGGGAGAAACAGCUGGAGGACCGGGAAAACGUGGUGAUGCGGCCCAAUCACGUGCGCGGCAAUGUGGUGGUCACCAACAUCGCCCAGCUGGUCAUCUACAAUGCCCAGCCCCAGGAUGCCGGCAUCUACACAUGCACGGCUAAAAACGCGGGGGGACUUCUUCGUGUGGAUUUCCCUCUGUCCGUGGUGCGGGGGCAGGUGGCCACCUCGGAGCUCGGGCCCAACGGGACCGCCUUCCCUAUGAAUGAGUGCCUGAAGCCGCCGGAUGGGGAGGACUGUGGGGAAGAGCAGACCCGCUGGCACUACGAUGCGCAAGCCAACAACUGCUUCACUUUCACCUUUGGUAACUGCUACCACAAUCACAACCACUUUGAGACCUAUGAGGCGUGCAUGCUGGCAUGCAUGAGCGGACCGUUGGCCGUGUGCGGUCUGCCCGCCCUGCAGGGCCCCUGCAAAGCCUACUCCCCUCGCUGGGCAUACAACGCGCAGACCAGCCAGUGCCAGUCAUUCGUCUACGGAGGCUGCGGGGGCAACGGCAACAACUUUGAGAGCCGAGAGGCUUGUGAGGAGACCUGCCCCUUCCCGCGGGGCGGCCAGCGUUGUCGCGCCUGCAAGGCCCGGCAGAAGCUGGUCACUAGCUUCUGCCGGAGCGACUUUGUCAUCCUCGGCAGAGUCUCCGAGGUCACGGAGGAGCUGGACUCGGGACGGGCUCUUGUGACUGUGGAGGAGGUACUGAAGGAUGAGAAGAUGGGGCUGAAGUUCCUGGGCCAGGAGCCGUUGGAGAUCACCUUGUUGCACAUGGACUGGGCCUGCCCAUGCCCCAACAUAACCGUCAGUGAAGCCCCACUCAUUAUCAUGGGAGAAGUAGAUGGAGGAAUGGCAGUGCUUCAACCAGACAGCUUCGUGGGGCCUUCCAGCGUCAGGAGGGUCAGGAAGCUCCGGGAGGUCUUGCACAAGAAGACCUGCGAGCUCCUUAAGGAGUUCCUUGGCCUGCGUUGA
Messenger RNA from Gracilinanus agilis (Agile Gracile Mouse Opossum), 1704 nucleotides. RefSeq names its product WAP, follistatin/kazal, immunoglobulin, kunitz and netrin domain containing 2 (gene WFIKKN2). Lineage: Eukaryota; Metazoa; Chordata; Mammalia; Didelphimorphia; Didelphidae. The coding region runs from base 1 to 1704 and encodes 567 amino acids. Gene Ontology annotation, biological process: negative regulation of transforming growth factor beta receptor signaling pathway. Gene Ontology annotation, cellular component: extracellular region. The record is from RefSeq and is a predicted model, not a curated record. Gene Ontology annotation, molecular function: receptor antagonist activity; serine-type endopeptidase inhibitor activity; transforming growth factor beta binding. The transcript has 2 exons.